ACGAUUUUCUACUCAGUUAUCCUUUAGAUUUGUUCGGAGUAUUGUCGGUGGAAAUAAAAUAUUGGUUUCAAAAAAACGGAAUUAUUUGUCAUUGCAACGAAAACCAUCUGCAUAAAUAGCAGGAAUCAUUAAAUUUAACAAGAGUCAUCCAAAUUAUGGAUUUUACGAAAUUCAUGAAUAAGUUUAACGAAAUUGAACGUCAAUUAUCACCAACCUCGGCACUUCGUUUAAGUUUUGAUAAUAUAUCACCAGAAACAGAUGAACCGGAUGUAAAUAAACGUUUGUGGGGAGUUCCAGUUCCUCCUUUUGUUUCGGAAAAAGUUGUUUCGUGGAUAGAAGAAGAAUUUCAAGAGACUCCCAUUUACUAUAAUGGAGACAAUGUGAUUAAAAAGGUUGAGAAUGUACGAAUGAUUGAUCGUUACAAUUCAAAAAACCCGAUUGUCGGAACACUUUAUUUGACCGCAACUCAUUUAAUAUUUGUUGAGCCGGACACAAACAAAGAAACAUGGGUUCUUCACAUGCAUAUAGCUAACGUAGAAAAACUUCCGCUGAGUACGACGGGGUCUCCAUUAUUGAUACGGUGUAAAACCUUUCUCUCAGUAACAUUUGUCAUUCCUAAAGAUUCUGAAUGCCAUGAUGUCUAUACAUCCUUAAUGAAGCUGUAUCAACCAGUUUCAAUAAAUAAACUGUAUUGCUUCAACUAUACACCGACAAAAGAUGAAUUCCCUAAGGCAGCUGGAUGGGAUUUUUUUAAACUCGAAAACGAGUACAAGCGAAUGCGAAUUCCUAACGACAAAUGGACUCUAAGCUCACUUAAUCAAAAUUACGAAUUAUGUGACACAUACCCUAGGCAAGUUUAUGUUCCAGUUGAAGCAACAACAGCAAUGUUGAUGGGAAGUUCACGUUUUCGUUCAAAAGGACGUUUACCAGCACUAACAUAUUUGCAUUCAAACAAGGCGUCUAUUUGUCGAUGCAGUCAACCACUCUCGGGUUUCAGCGCCAGAUGUCUAGAAGACGAACAAAUGCUUGAAGCUAUACGAAAAACAAAUCAAACUACUGAUUAUAUGUAUGUUGUUGAUACCCGACCCAGGAUAAAUGCAAUGGCAAAUAGGGCUGCGGGCAAAGGAUACGAAAAUGAGGCAUUUUAUGAAAACAUAAAAUUUCACUUUCUUGGAAUAGAAAAUAUUCACGUGCAGAGAACGAGCUUACAGAAAUUGAUUGAAACGUGUGAACAGAAAUCACCUACUAUGAGUGGAUUCUUAAGUUCAUUGGAGUCAUCGGGUUGGUUAAAGCAUAUACGCUCAAUAUUAGAUACAUCGAGUUUUAUUGCAAAUGCUGUAGACAAAAAUGUUUCUGUUGUUGUCCACUGCUCGGAUGGUUGGGAUAGAACAGCACAAGUAUGCUCCCUAGCCGCCCUUAUGUUGGAUCCUUACUACAGAACCAUUAAAGGCUUUCAGGCUCUAAUUGAAAAAGAUUGGUUAGCCUUCGGACAUAAAUUCAGUGAACGUUGUGGUCACGUUCAGACUGAUGCAAAGGAAGUGUCACCAAUUUUUACACAAUUUCUUGAUUGCACUUGGCAGCUGAUGAACCAAAGAAAUGAUGCUUUUGAGUUCAACGAGCGUUUCCUUCUUAUUUUACAUGACCAUGUACAUUCCUGUCAAUUCGGAACCUUUAUUGGUAACUGUGAAAAAGACCGUUUAGAUCUGAAGCUUUCUGAGCGUACAUUCUCCCUUUGGGGAUUCAUGGCAAAUCAUUUGAAUGAAUACAUAAAUCCCUUAUACAAACCAGAUGUUGAUGAAACCAUAAAGGCCAAUUUAGCACCUCAGUGCAUCAAAUUUUGGCGAGGAAUAUACAGUCGAUUUGAAAGUGGUGUGCAUCCACGAGAGCCCUUGAAUGACAUGUUGUUAGUAAGCAAAGAUCAUUGCACUUCAUUAGAAGAUCAUGUACAGCAUUUAACUAAGCGAAUUGCCAGUUUCAAAAAUUAUAUUUCAAAAUCAGCUAGAAAGCUGCAAGAUGCUACUACAAAGUCAAAGGAUGCAUCUAACGCUGAAAUGAAUGAUAAUAAAUUUAAUUACGAUAAGAAAAUGAGUGAACUAUCAGCUGCUGAUGAUGACCAUCCUCUCAAACCAGAAGAAAUGUCAUUUUCUAAUCUUUCUCUUAACGAAGAUGUGGAUCCUAAUAAGCUUUCUGAAGAAAUAAAUUCAGUUGCUGUUGAUUGGAAAUCUCAAAGAAACGUAGCUGCUUGCUCAUGUUCGACACCAUUCGAUCAAUUCAGUAAGAAGAGCCAUUGUUGGAAGUGUGGUGACAUUUUCUGUGCUCGUUGUAUUGAUAAAUCUAUAGCAUUACCAGGACAAGAAAGCGGAAACCCUGUUCCAGUUUGUAGAAAUUGUUUUCGUCUUGUACAAAAAACUAGCCCAUAAUUUAUUAUUAACAAAAAAAAAAAAAACAAGAAUAAA
This is a messenger RNA of Episyrphus balteatus (marmalade hoverfly), 2456 nucleotides long. It is a transcript of the gene Mtmr6, whose product is annotated as myotubularin-related protein 8. Gene Ontology annotation, molecular function: phosphatase activity; metal ion binding. Gene Ontology annotation, biological process: dephosphorylation. The record is from RefSeq and is a predicted model, not a curated record. Lineage: Eukaryota; Metazoa; Arthropoda; Insecta; Diptera; Syrphidae. The coding region runs from base 156 to 2420 and encodes 754 amino acids. The transcript is spliced from 13 exons.